Molecule: messenger RNA, 1255 nt
Organism: Austrofundulus limnaeus
Lineage: Eukaryota; Metazoa; Chordata; Actinopteri; Cyprinodontiformes; Rivulidae
Gene: pcgf6
Product: polycomb group ring finger 6
Exons: 10
Coding region: 191-961 (256 amino acids)
Molecular function (GO): metal ion binding
Source: RefSeq, a predicted model, not a curated record
AGAAGAGGAUUCCCAACUUGCAGAGAAGCUAAUGCUAGCCGAGCCGUCCCGCGUAGUUUCUUAGCAAAAAGUUUCACGUAGAAAAGAAAAACCCAAGAGCACGGCUGACUUUAAUCUCUCAGACACGAUAUACCAUAUGCUGUAAAAAGUAUUAUCUAAGUGAAUACAGUGAGGUUGGCACUUGCCGGGUAUGGCAUCACGUCAGUACUCCCAUAGAAGCCACGACGGGACCGCGAACACAUCAUGCAGCGACACAGAGGACGAGCCCAAACUGGCCCUCAGUCAGUUUUAUCCAUAUAUUCGCUGCGCGCUUUGCUGCGGUUUCCUCAUCGACGCCACCACCAUCACAGAGUGCCUGCACACAUUUUGUAAAUGCUGCAUUGUGAAGCAUUUCUUCUGUAGCAACAAGUGUCCAACAUGCAGCAUUGUGGUUCACCAGACACAACCUCUGUACAACAUCAGGCCGGACAGACAGCUGCAAGAUAUCGUUUACAAAAUGGUUCCAUUCCUAGAAGAGUUUGAAAGAGAAAGAAUGAGCAACUUCUACAAAGAGCGGGGGCUGCCUGUGCCCAAAUCAGUGGUUUUUCCCCCUCAAGUUCCUGUCGUGUGGAAGAAGCAGAAAAAAGACAUUUUUCCAUCAUCUGUGUUUACCAUGCCACCUGAGCUGAAUGUAUCUCUGCUCCUGGAGUUUGUUGGGGCUGAAGAGGGCAUUUGUGGCUAUAAGCUACUGGAAAGGCGAUACGUUUGUGUGUCGGGGGAGGCCACCAUUCGCCACGUGGAGCUGUUCAUUCGAAAGAAAAUGGAUCUGUGUCAUACAUGUCAGGUGGAUAUAGUUUGUGGAGAUCACCUCCUGAAUCACAGCCAGUUACUGAAAGACAUACAGAACUCUGUGGGCAAAGACGCACUACAGGAUGGACUGUUGGUGCUGCACUUUGGUCUGGUUCGGCCCUCCCAGUCCUGAACACAAGGUUUUACUUUUUUGGGCUGCUGCUUUUUUAUAUUUAGGAGACAAAUGUGUAUUUCUCCAAUAAACAAGUAUUUACUAAAUGCUUUAGAACUGUCCUGAAUGUGAUGAUGGAGCUGAAAUUAUUUUGUUUUUUGAUACAAUAUUUGAUUAGACUUGUGACCUGAAUUAUCUGUUGAAGCAGGUUGCUGACAAUACUUAGUUCAGUACUGGAGGGAGUCAAAGAAUUUUUGAUUUGUUAAUGUUCAGUCUGCAGUUAUAAACAUGAAAUAAAUGUUCACAUUAAGACAA